This is a messenger RNA of Monodelphis domestica (gray short-tailed opossum), 8611 nucleotides long. It is a transcript of the gene GPR137B, whose product is annotated as G protein-coupled receptor 137B. Gene Ontology annotation, cellular component: lysosomal membrane. The record is from RefSeq and is a predicted model, not a curated record. Lineage: Eukaryota; Metazoa; Chordata; Mammalia; Didelphimorphia; Didelphidae. Gene Ontology annotation, biological process: negative regulation of osteoclast differentiation; positive regulation of TORC1 signaling; regulation of autophagy.
UCUAGCAGGUAUUUUAAUUGGUGUUCUGAUAAACGAAUAUACUAAAAAUAGGUAAAUAUAAUAAUUUUCCCUUAAAUUAGAAGUAAAGAGAGAAGAUUAAAACAGAGGAGCUAAGUGGCACAGUGGAUACAGCAUUAGACCAGUAAAACCUAAGUUUAAAUCUAGCCUUUGCUUUAAAAAAAAUUUUUAUGUAGAUUUUCUCUUUUCCUUUUUUUAAAAAUUACAUGUAAUAACAAACUUCCACACAAGUUUUUCUAAGUUAUAUGAUCUAAUUUAUCUCCCUCCAGGUGCUGGCAGGUAAUUGGAUCUGGGUUAUUUGUAUAUUAGCAGAACAUAUUUCCAUAUUGUUCAUUUUGUAAAUUAUAAAUCUGAAACCCCAAAACAUAAACCAAAAUUAACAAGUGAAAAAGCAUCUGCAUUCUGACUCCAGUGGUUCUUUCUCUGGAGGUGGAUACCAUUCGUUGUCAUAGGUUCUUUCUUUAGUUUUAUCCUGGAUCAUUGUAAUGUGGAUAAUUAGCCUUUGCUAUUUUAGCUGUGUGACCCUGGGCAAAUUACUGGACCUGUCUACUUCAGUUUCCUCAGUUGCAAAAUGAGAUUAAUAAUAGUAACUUUUCCCCAGGGCUUUGUGAGGACAAAAUGAGAUAAUAUUUGUAAAGUGUUUGCAAACUAUAAAGUGCUACAUGAAUACUAGAUAUUAUUAAUAGGGUAAGAUGGAUUAACAAACUGAAGACAGCCAUGAGAGUCAAACUUCUGUGGUUUUCCUGUCUAUUUACUGGCAAAGAGCCUCCCAUAUUUUGUGAGCCCAGUCAGUAAUAAAUAAUUUUGGAUGAGAGAACAAUGAUGAAAGACUCAGCAAAAGCAAAUAGGGAAAUUAUUUUGAUGAAUAAACACCCCUUUGGGAUGUUCCUGUGAUGGGGAGCCACAUGUUGAAAAUAACAGCAUUUCACUUCCCAAGUCUUUCAGUUGCAAAGUGAGUUAAUAAGUCAUAAUCCUGCUCUGCUGAAGCAGUAGUUAUUUACAAGCCUGCUGACUUUGCAGAGGACCCAAGCCAACAGAAAAUCCAGCUAGCACUGCCAAAGGGGUGAUAGUAAUAGAAGCAGAUGACAUUUAUGUGAUGCCUUUAAACUUUACAUUCUCAUUUAAUCUUUACAAUAAACCAACAAGGUAGCUAAUGUAUGUAUUAUAAUUUCCAUUUUAUAGAUGAGAAAACUGAAGUUAAGAGGUGACCCAGUAAGUGUCAGAAUCCGAAUUUUAACCUCUUCUCACUCUAAACCUAGUGCUAUUUCCCCCUGCUCUAAACUCGUCAUCCUAGUGCAUUUUGGCUUACCACCGAGGUCAACUUUCUGUAGCUAACUGGUAUAUCUAAUCAUAUAUAGUCUCAAGGCUUAAGCAGUACUGCCUAGGGUUAGGACUAGAGGCAAAGGCAAAGAAACCAUUUCUCUAUUUCAAAGAAACCAACAAAAACAGAAAUGGAAAACCUUACCUUUGAUAUGAUUGGAAAACCAUAGAAGAGUGUUGAGGGAGCAAGAGGUUUCCAGGAAGAAAGGUUGAGCAAAUUAACUCCUUCUUCAUGGAUAGAUUGGUUUUUAAAUUUUGCCCUUUCCCCUCGAGUCCUUUACCUCCUUCCCUAAUGACAGGUUCUCUGGGUUGGGUGAUAUCUCAGAAGUCAUCUAAUCCAUUUUAUUCCUAAAUGUCAUUAUGUCUAUCCCCUUCUCAAUACUCCCAACAAAAAUACAUCCAAUCUGGACUUGACCUCCAGUGAGGGGAAACCCACUAUGGUACAUGAUACUCUGGUACUAUGGGAAGAAUGUUGAUACUAAUGCCAGAAGUCUUGGGUUCAAAUUCUGCUGCUGACUUUAGAAAAAUUACUUAACCUCCAGAGACUCAGUUUUCUUAUCUGUAAAAUGUGGGGCUUGGGCCUGAUAGUUUCUAGGGUCCUUUCCAACUCUACAGCAAUGAUUUCACAAUCUCUCAAAGCAGUCCAAACCAAAAUGAAACCUCUCUCUGCAAAGUAUCAUCAUAUAUAACUUUAGCUCUAAGAAGUCAUCUAAUCCAACUACCUCAUUCUGCAGAUGACAUUCAAGGAAGUGAAGUCACCUGAAGUCACCCAGGUGGUUAGUUAAGUGGCAUAAACACUGUUCAAACAUUUCAUCCUCAGUCUUCAAGUCCUGCAAGCUUUUUCACUGUUCACAUUGGUUUGGUAGGUCCUGCCUUUUGGGGCCAACCACAACCCACUUUCACAUGACAAUUCUUAGCCUACAUUCAUAUGGUUAUCCAGUCAUAUCAGGCUUUGAUGUCUGCCUUCAAUUUGCCACCUCUUCCUUAAUCUGUUAUUCAUAUUAGCUUUUAUGUAGCACUUCAUGGUUUGCAAAGCAUUUACAAAGUUUGCCGGCUGCUGCCCUCUUGGACAGCAAACAGAAAGAUCGAGAGGGAAAAGAAGGUUGGUUUCUUGAUGGCUCCUUGGGGUUCUUGAGCAGUUCUUGAGCAGGAGGGGGAUGUGUUGCUGCUGCUCCUGCAGCUGUCCCACCUAUCCCUCUCCCUAGAGAGCAAACAGUGUGAUGGAGAAGAAAAAGGGGGCUGGUUUCCUGAUAAGGGGGACGUGCUGCUUUGCCCACUCUGCUUUGGCCAGCACACAAAGUGAUGGAGAGAGGAAAGAAGGUUGGCUUCUUGGUGGCCGCUUUGGGCUCUUGAGCAGGAGGGGGACGCGAUGCUGCUGCAGCAGCAGCAGCUGCGGUUAAGUUGCCAAUCCGCUGACAAAGGCAGCUCUAAUGAAUCACUCCGGCAGCGCUGCGAUCAUGUGGUGCCGGGGCCGGCGGACCUAGGGCAGCCAAAGAGGAAGUGCGAGCUUGUUUUCUUUCAGUUUCUGAGCUCCUAGCCCAGCAAGAUGAAAGGGGGCGGUGGCCCGAGCAGAAGCAGCAGCGGCGGCGGCAGCGGCGGCGGCAGCGGCAGCAGCGCCGGCAGCCUCCCCAGACGCAGCCUGAGGACUCCAUGAAGUCCGAGCGGCGCCUGCAGCCCAGCCCGGCCGAGCUCUCGGUUUUCUGAUGGAGGUCCCUCAAUGGGACCCACUGAGAAAUGACUCCCUGCCACCCACCCUGACCCCAGCCGUGCCCCCCUACGUAAAGCUCGGCCUUACCAUCGUCUACACCGUCUUCUACUCGCUCCUCUUCGUGUUCAUCUACGUCCAGCUCUGGCUGGUCCUGCACUAUGGACACAAGCGGUUCAGCUACCAGACGGUCUUCCUCUUCCUCUGCCUUUUCUGGGCCUCUCUGCGGACCAUCCUCUUCUCCUUCUACUUCAAAGACUUUGUCGCGGCCAACUCACUGAGCCCCUUCGUCUUUUGGCUGCUUUAUUGCUUUCCCGUGUGCCUCCAGUUUUUCACCUUGACCUUGAUGAACCUGUAUUUCACGCAGGUGAUUUUCAAAGCAAAAUCAAAAUAUUCUCCAGAAUUACUGAAAUACCGACUUCCCCUCUACCUGGCUUCCCUCUUCAUCAGUCUUCUUUUCCUGUUGGUGAAUCUAACCUGUGCAGUGCUCGUGAAAACAGAAAAUUGGGAGAGAAAGAUUAUCGUCUCAGUUCGAGUUGCCAUUAAUGAUACCCUCUUUGUUCUCUGCGCCAUCUCGCUCUCUGUCUGCCUCUACAAGAUUUCCAAGAUGUCCUUAGCCAAUAUAUACUUGGAAUCUAAGGGUUCAUCUGUGUGUCAAGUGACCGCCAUUGGAGUGACCGUUAUCCUGCUUUAUGCAUCCAGAGCCUGUUACAACUUGUUUAUAUUAUCCUUUUCUCAGAAUAAGAAUGUCCAUUCCUUUGAUUACGACUGGUACAAUGUAUCAGACCAGGCAGAUCUGAAAAAUCAGCUUGGAGAUGCUGGCUAUGUAGUGUUUGGAGUGGUCCUUUUUGUGUGGGAGCUCCUGCCCACUACCUUAGUUGUUUACUUCUUCCGAGUUAGAAAUCCUACAAAGGACCUGACAAACCCUGGGAUGGUCCCAAGCCAUGGAUUUAGUCCUAGAUCCUAUUUCUUUGACAACCCACGAAGAUACGACAGUGAUGAUGACCUCGCCUGGAACAUUGCCCCUCCAGGGCUUCAGGGAAGUUUUGCACCAGAUUACUAUGACUGGGGACAACAAACUAAUAGCUUCAUGUCACAAAUAGGAUCGCUACAAGAUUCGACAUUGGAUCUCGACAAAUCCAGCAAUCUGCCCGCAAUCUGCUAACAACAGUAUUAUAGAAUUUUGUUACGAUUAUAUUUCUCGAGAGACUGAUUUUGGAGUAAUAAUAUAAGUUUAUUGAUAUCAGGUUUAUUGGUUAGGCGAACAUCAUAACCAAUAAAGGGAUAUAUAGGUUGUUUCUCAUGACCAGCCUGAUAAAUAGAUUUUUAGAAGUUCAUUAUUCAGCCUCUUCCUUGACCAUCCCAGGACAUCUUUAACCCAUGAUAGCUAAUUAAGAGGUGGUCCAUCAACCUAUCCACCCUUCCCCCUCCCCACAUCUUGGGGAACUGAUAGACAGGAAAAGGACCCUUGUCCCCUUCAAUUAUUAAACACAUUCUGUUAAAAAGGAAGUUAUUCCUUUGGAUUCCCAAGGACAAAGAAAAUGCCAAAAGUAGUAGUUUAGAGGGUAUCUCUAACUCAGAUCCCAGACAGAGGAAUACCUAGUAAUCCCCCAUAGGAAUUAAUACAGUAUAUGUGAAAUAGAUUCUCACAAUUUUAUUCUGAAGUGAAAAGUUUCAGAAAAACAAGUUCAGAGACAGCCGGAUGUUAAGGGCACUGUCAUAGGAAAAAUAGGAUUUGACUUUGCUACAGAUUUCUGAUGGCUCCAGUGGGACUAAGCAAUAAUUUAGAUGGAUAAGACUUUAUUUUAGUUAGUACUAAAGAAAUGAGCCUGGUUAUUUCCCUAGGCGUAAUUUAAUUUUUUUUUAUUUGUACUUUUACAGAAGUCAUAUUUUAUAUAACUUAAAAGGAUAAUGCUAAAGUAUAGUAAGGUUCUCUCCCAAGAAUUUGUUGAUGCAAUGUGUUUUUUAGUUUGCACAGAUAUUUUUAUGUAUAAUUCACUUUAAAAGUAUAAAAUAUAUAGUUGAAUGUGUACUGUAUGGCUUGAUGCAUUCCUCAGAUUAUUAAAACGAUUCCAAUUUAAUUCAAAAUUUGAACAUAAAUAUCCUUUUUUAGAAUACAGAAACCCUUCUCACUGCUCCACACAUAACCAGUAGAAGCUCAGUUUGAUGAACAAAGUCCAAAUAAAAUUGUUCCCAUUCUCAGAGUUGCAAUUGAAUAGACUGUUAGAAACCUUCUGGACAACACUUUUCCCAAGGGUUAAAACCCUGAUGGGGGGCUCCUCAAGGAGAAUUUAGCUUGCUUUUUUUUUUUUUAAGAAAAAGGAAAGCCUUAAAUUUUGCUCCAAAUCUUAUGCUUUUUAAAGGCAAAAUGUAGACAAGCUAAAUCUGACAUUGGAUGAGCUAACUUAAAUCUUGAACUUUCUCUUCCAUAACAAUAGGGGUUUUGCAUAGUUUUUAUCCAAAUUAGAAUCUAAUAUUCAAAAAUUCAGGCAGCUAGAUGUAACAGUGGGUAGAAUGCAGGGCCUGAAGUCAGGAAGAGUCAUCAUCCUGAGUUCAAAAUCUGGCCUCAGACAAAAACUUCCUCUGUGACCUGGGGCAAGAUGCUUAAUUUUGUUAGCCUCAGUUUCUGCAUCUGUAUAAUGAGCUGGAGAAGGAAAAGGCAAACCACUUUAGCAUCUGCCAAGAAGGCCCCAAAUGGGUUUGUGAAGGAAUGGACACAACUAAACAACAAAUCCAUAAAUUCUGGACCUGAUCCUCCUGGGACUCUUCCACAUAUCCAGUGCUUACUAAAUUCUGUUAGACACGGGUCAGUUUCUUAAAGAGGAUUUACUACAUCCCUAGUAUUAUUAACAAAAGUCAAGGAUAUAUUUACUUUGGGCCCCAAAUAGUUUUUAAUUCAUCUUAGGUCAAUGUGGAAAAUAUGAAUUUAUCUGAACUGAUUUUAAACAUAACUUAAUAAAAAUUGAUUGUCUAGAAGGAAAGUUCACACAAGUUAUAACAUGGCACAUUUGCCUCACAGCAAGGGGUACCUUCUAGAGAAUUGUUUUUCUCCUGGGUAGAAAAACACACCACAGACCCAGCUUCAUUUGAAAAAUGCUGCAAAUGUUACACACACUCUGUGCAUGUUUUUUCAUUGUAAAAAAUCUCUGGAGAAUGAAAGAUGACUCAGGCACAGGUUAAAUAGGCAGGUUUUCUAUGGAGCCAAGAGCCAGUGAAAAGUUGAGCUGACAUUUGAAGAGAUAAGUAGUAUUCCUACCCAGCAAUCCCAAGUCUCAGGGCAAUAAAAUGGAAAGAAAUCUUAUCUUUAUUCCUGUUUAGGUAAAUCCCACCUUCAAUACAAAACUAUCAAAUGAUCCACAGUUUAUCAUUUCAUGCACCACAAAUAUUUUCCGUGUAGUAAUCCAGAUGAUUUAAACCUCAAAGAGUAAUCUCACUUCCGUUCUCUUGAUGCAAUGUAAAGUAACUGGGGCGAAAGUGUCAAACUAGACCAUGAUGUAGAUUUUUGUAACCUCGUAUAGUUAGGAUUAACUCAGAGCAUUCUAAAUUGAUGAGGGUCUUCAGACAGAAAUGGAAUAUGCACUGAUUAGUUAUUUUUUCAUAAAAAUAUUUCAGAUAAUACAAAAUCAGAACCUUCGUUUAAAAGAUAUCAUUAAGAAUGACCUGCCACUGUUUCUCUAUCUUUGGAUUCUUCCUAACAGAGUAUUCUGCAGUAUAAAGGUCUCUGGGUUUUUUUCUCUUCUGUAAGCUGGUGGGGGAAGAGGGAUUGGUAAAUGUCAGGGUUCCUAACAGCUCUCACCAUCUAGGAUUCUAGGAGAGCUCCUUUUAAGAACUUUUCAUGAAGGUGAUGCAGAAUACUUUUCUUGUAGCUAAAUAUAUUCAUUCAAAUUGGAUUCAUGAUCUCAUUGAUGUGGCCGAUGCAAAUCAUAACCCAUUCAUGCCUGCCCAUCCCACAAAACCCUCAUUCAUGGCCUCCCAUGAGUUGCUCAAAGAGGGUCUCCCCCAUCAUGCUAGAGACCUUCCUCACUUUCUCUUGGUAUCAUGAGGAUACUGUGAUCCCCAUGGGCUACCCAUUGGUUAUCCCACUCAUCAUAUGACCAGCCCGCCUUCUGUCUUGAUCAUACAUGUCUUUGAUGACAUCUUUUGCUCCAGAGUAAAGUGUUUAUUAAUAUGAUAAAAAAAUCACAUCAAAUCAUGUCACUGAAACCAAGUAAUGAUUCCACUCUUAUGCUAUAAUCAAGAAACGUUGCUUAAACUUUUAUGAUUGUAGGCAGAGAAAUUUGAAAUGCUCCCUGUGUCACCAUUACAAGCCAUAAUUUACCGUCAUAUUAAAGCUGCUAAUAUUCCAUGAAGAUGAACUGGGGAGGAGGGUUAUAGUGAUGCAUUUAAUAUCUACUUAAUAUAUUUUGUGUCUUAAUUUUUCUUUCUGUAGUGAUGUUAAAAUGACGACAAAAUUCCAGUCUUCUAAACGCACAGCUGCAUAGGAACUGUCUUAAUUAACUUGCAACCUGUACUUGAAUGUACCCAAAUGCAAUCUCUCUUUCUCUUCUAGUAACUGAGUAUGCAUACGUUUUUGAAAGACAGAGGGGUGGGAGGGGAAAAUGUCGUUUUCAUUUAGCUUCUUAAUUUAUUUUUGACUGUUAACUAUUAUGAUGAAGCUGCUUAGUCUAUGAAAUCCUCAAAAAAUCUGAAGGAAAUUAAAGGAGUAAUUAUCACUAGCUCUAAAAUAUUCCUGCAGGCUAUAUUUGUUUUCUUUGCCUUAAAGCGAUAUAAGACAAAGUCAUAAAAUUUAAGAUUAAACGGUAAAGGUAGUGGACGGUAUUUUAAUCAAAGUUCUGAGCCAACAUAUCAAAACCUGAUACGAUACCAAAAGAAUUUGCUUAUGAUGGUUACUAGCACAUAGAAUAUAAUUUACUUAACCAUUAAAAAUAAUAUCUAUACAGGCACAAUAGCUUUCUUUUUUAUAAUUAACCUCAAAAGAAUCCUAUUGUACUCAUGUGGCAGACAUUUUACUGUGGCAUUUUAUAGACAGUCCAUUCUAAUUGGGCCAGUUUAAAAACACAGACAGACACACACAGUCGUAGUGUUUAACAGGUCUGGGAUGUUGCCAAGUAAUUAAUGCCAUAAAAGACAGCAUGGACACAUGUUGCAUUUGAAUGAAUGAACUUAGGUAUUUCUAAAUUAACUCUUGUGAAUUUAGUACUUAUCAGUACCUGGCACACAGUAGGUGCACACUAAAUAAUUGUUGAUUGACUUAUUGGACUUGGAAUGUACUUAAAGUAUCUAUGAUGGUCAUCAGAAUUAGUUUCUUUGAUCAGUUACUUAUAAGUCUGGGACCAAAUCGAAAAGUUUCAUCUUAUUUUUAAGUUGCAUUUGCAGAAAUUAUGUACUAUCCAAUAUAAAAAGUUAUCUCCUAUAAGAGGAAAGAUCAGGCAUUCCCAUCCAUCAAAAAGCAGUGCUACAAGAAAUACAAUCUUAAUUUUUGACAAUAAAAUCAAAUUAACUUUAAAUUUAUAUGAGUCUAUGUAUUUGAAGUUAUAUUGAGAAUGCCAAUAAAAGAUAUUUCAUAAA